This is a messenger RNA of Etheostoma spectabile (orangethroat darter), 2966 nucleotides long. It is a transcript of the gene nefma, whose product is annotated as neurofilament medium chain a. Gene Ontology annotation, cellular component: neurofilament; axon. Gene Ontology annotation, biological process: axon development; intermediate filament bundle assembly. Bases 185 to 2824 code for a protein of 879 amino acids. The transcript is spliced from 3 exons. Gene Ontology annotation, molecular function: structural constituent of postsynaptic intermediate filament cytoskeleton. NCBI's taxonomy places the organism in Eukaryota, Metazoa, Chordata, Actinopteri, Perciformes, Percidae. The record is from RefSeq and is a predicted model, not a curated record.
AUAAAAGGAGCAGCCAGAGGAGCUCUCAGUCGCUGUGAAUGCCAUACACCCGUCUCCUGCACAUACACAUACACACACACAUACACCCACACCCACACAUACACAUACAUAUAACACACAUACACCCCUAUACACGCUCGGCCCGCGCCUUCUCCCCCCUUCACAUCCCAGGUAGUCUGACCGGAUGAGUUACCCGGUGGAAACGGUAGGGAGCCCCUUCAGGAGAACUAUGGAUACUAGGACGACCGGCUACGGCUAUAGCCGCUCCGGUGGCACCCCCUCCAGCGGCUUUCGCUCCCAGUCUUGGUCCCGGGCAAGCCCCGGCUCCACCAUGACAACGUCCUACAAGAGGAGCGUGAACAUGCCGGUGUCCCGAGCUUACGGCUCAACGGUGCUCAGCUCCGCCGACAGUGUUGAUUAUAGUCAAAGCUCCAUCCUGAACGGAGACUACAAGCGAUCUAGCGAGAAAGAGCAACUCCAAGGGCUCAACGACCGUUUUGCUGUUUACAUUGACAAGGUGCACUACCUGGAGCAGCAGAACACGCAGAUCGAGUCGGAGAUCCAGUCACUGCGGCAGAAGCAGGUGUCGCGCUCCCAGCUGGGCGACGUCUACGACCAGGAGCUGCAGGAGCUGCGCUCCAUGCUGGAGCAGAUCCACCAUGACAAGGCGCAAAUCCAGCUGGACACCGACCAUAUCGACGAGGACAUCCAGCGGCUGAGGGACCGCUUGGACGAAGAGGCUCGCAUCCGGGAGGAGACAGAGGCCAUAAUCCGCGUCCUGAGGAAGGAAACCGGGGACUCGAAGUUGGUGAAGUCGGAGUUGGAUAAGAAAGUUCAGUCGCUGCAGGAUGAGAUCGCCUAUAUUCGCAACAACCACGAGGAAGAAGUGAGCGAGCUCAUCGCCCAGAUCCAGGAGUCUCAGGUGACCAUUAAGAGGCAAGACCUCCAGAAGACGGACAUCACCGAGGCUCUCCGCGAGAUCCGCUCCGAGCUGGAGGGACACUCAAACCAGAACCUGCAGCAGGUGGAGAACUGGUUCAUGUGCCGCUACGCCAAGCUCACCGAAGCAGCGGAGCAGAACAAGGACGCCAUCAAGUCCGCCCGUGAUGAGAUAUCCGACUACCGCCGCCAGCUGCAGUCCAAGACGGUGGAGUUAGAGUCCGUCCGCGGGACAAGAGACUCGCUGGAGAGGCAGCUGAAUGACAUCGAGGACCGCCACAACAGCGACCUGUCCAGCCUGCAGGAGACAAUUCACCAGAUGGAUAAUGAGCUCAAGAGCACCAAAUGGGAGAUGGCUCGUCACCUGCGCGAGUACCAGGACCUGCUCAAUGUCAAGAUGGCCUUGGACAUCGAGAUUGCUGCAUACAGGAAACUCCUGGAGGGUGAGGAGACCCACUUCAGCACUUUCCCUUAUCGCCAGGCGGUCACCCCCACCAGAAUCUCUAAAUCAGAGCCUCCCAAGUUUAAGGUGCAGCACAAGUUUGUGGAGGAGAUCAUCGAGGAGACGAGGGUGGAGGACGAAAAGUCUGAAAUGGACCAGGCUCUGGCAGAUAUAGCACAAGAGCUGUCUGCCACACUCGGAGGCGGAGGAGAUGAGGAAGAGGAGGACCAGGGGGAAGAGGGAGGAGAGGGAGAGGAAGCAGAGGAAGAGGGAGAAGAGGGCGAGGAAGAGGAAGUUGUAGCCGCCACUGAAGCCAAAGUUAGCUCUAGUGCGCCCGCUAAAGAGGAAGAGGAGGCUGAGGAAGAUGUAAAAGGUGGGGAUGAGGAAGAAGAGGGGGAGGGAGAAGGCGGUGAAGAAGGAGAGAAGGAAGAAGAAGGUGAGGGAGUGGAUAAGGAAAAGGGGGAUGAUGCAGAGGAAGGAGAGGGAGGAGAAGAGGGAGAUGAGGAAGUUGAGGAGACAGUAUUGUGCUCCAAAGCACCAGAGUCUAAAGCCACUCCUGACAAAGAGAAGGCCGGAGACAAAGAAGGAGAAGAGGAAGCAGGUGCCGAAGAGGAGGGCGGCGAUCAGGAUGAAGAUGCAGGCAGUGAGACAGCCUCCAAAAACGGAGAUGAGAAAGAGGAAAAUGAGCAUGCUGACAAAGGCAAAAAGGAUGAGAGGGAAAAAGACGAGAAGAAGGUAAAAGACGAGAAAGCGGACGACAAAUCAGAAGAAGCUGUAGCCAAGACAGAAGCUCCGAAAUCAGAGGCUGCAAAGCCCGAGGCAAAGAGCGAGGAAGCUGCCAAAACUGAGGCAUCAAAACCUGAUUCUCCAAAGCCUGACUCUCUAAAAUCUGAAUCUCCCAAGCCUGCAUCUCCGAAGUCUGAGUCCCCCAAAGGGGGGUCACCGAAGUCGGAAUCCCCAAAACCUAGCUCCCCAAAACCCGAUUCCCCUAAGUCAGAAUCCCCAAAAUCUGAAUCUCCAAGAGCUGAAUCCCCAAAGACAGAGACCGCCAAGCCUGAGGCCCCUAAAGCCGCUGAAGAGAAAUCAGAGAAAAAGAGCGACUCAACAGAUAAAAAGGUGGAAAAGAAGGAUGUCGCAAUGAAUGGCGAUUUAGACAAGAGCAGCCCCGAAGAGAAAGAGAAGAAGGACGAGGAGAAAGAGGGCGUCGUGAUCGCUAACGGCGUGGACGAGAGCCCGUCCAAGGACGAUGGCAGCCAGAAAGUGGUGAUCACCAAAACCGUGGAGACAAUCACGACCGGAGAGGACGGAUCCAAGCGUGUGACCAAAUCUGUCACCGUGACCGAGACGAUGAAGGAGGAGGUGGAGGAGGUGAUGCAGCUCUCCACCAAGAAAACCGAGAAGCACUCCACCGAGUCCAUCAAGCAGGUGACCGAGGCCGAAUGAGGAGACUCCCAGUGGCCGAUCUGGCAGAGAGGACACGAAGGCAAGCAAUCAACCCACAACUAACAUAACAAAGAAAAUCAUACAGCUAGAGCGAUGUAAUAAAGAAAACCACUCUCAUACAAAACAAAUCAUACAGAGAAGC